AAUUUAUAAUAAGAUACAAAUUAAAUCCCAAAUAUGGCAACUAAAUCAGCUCAUCAUCUCUUAUCCUCAAUAAUUUUACUCUUGUUCCUUAAUGUGGUUCCAAACACAGCUCAUUUAAACUCAAAUGUUAACCCUUUUGGCUUCAUAAAAAACUUAGAAGGAUGCAAGAAGGGCCAAAACGUAGAAGGCCUUCACCACCUUAAAAGUUAUCUUGCAAAAUUUGGGUACCUGGAACCUCUAUAUUAUCAUCCAGUGCCGAAAAUCGGAGUAAAUACUACUUCCAUGACCAUUCAAAAAGAUGAUCAAUUGUUUGAUGAUAGUCUUGAGAAGGCAAUUCGGACCUACCAGCUCAAUUAUCGAUUAAAUGUUAGUGGACAUUUGGACGCUGCAACUGUGCAACAAAUGAUGAAACCUCGAUGUGGUUUUGCGGACAUCAUCAAUGGCAAGAACACAAUGCAGAGGGAAGACAAGAAAAUUGGCUACAAAAGCCGAAAGUCCAUGUAUGGAACAUCCUUGUAUGCACUUAUAGGUAGGAGAUGGCCGUCAUACCAACUAACAUACCAAGUCCAAUCUCAGACCCUAGUCUCAGGAGCCGAGAACAUGAGAUACAUAGUGGCUCAGCAAUUAUAUAAAUGGGCACAAUAUAGUCCCUUCACCUUCCAGGAAGUUCCUGAGGGAAGUCAGUCUGAUUUAGUUUUCGGGUUCGCACAAGGCGAUCACGGGGAUGGAUAUCCGUUUGACGGCAUUGGAGGUAUACUUGCUCAUUCUUUUUCUCCUUCGGAUGGGCGGUCGCAUUAUGAUGCAACAGAGUAUUGGAGCGACAAUCCCGGACAACAUGAAAUGGAUCUAAACUCUGUUGUGCUGCAUGAAAUAGGCCACCUUCUCGGCCUUGCUCAUACUCAAGACCCCACUGCUGUAAUGCAUUCGGGUAUUAGCCCAGGGGAGAGAAAAAGAUUUUUGCAAGAGGAUGAUGUUGAAGGCAUUCAGGCCAUAUAUGGCUGAAAGACAAACUAAAUGUCAUUUCCUGGCUUCUUGCUCGAACCACUCUACCCAAAGGCCAAAAGCCUUAUAUUACUUUAAUUUGUGAUUUUUGAUAAUUUACCUAUAAAUUGGAGAUUUUGAGCUUUCGUUUAUAAUUUUUACCAUCACUAAUAUAUAUAUUUGCCUAUAGUUACUUUGUUCCUAAGUCUGCCGUUGGUAGUAAAAAAGGGUCCAAAACGACCUACGAGACAAGGCUUUCUUUGUGGAGCGCCCAAAAAUUUGAAAUUCUUGUUAAUUUUAGACAAAUUGUCUGUAGUCCCAACCAUUAAGGUGUUUUAUUUUAUAAAAUUAAAUUUUUAUCUAGUUA
Beta vulgaris subsp. vulgaris (sugar beet) is the source of this 1348-nucleotide messenger RNA. RefSeq names its product metalloendoproteinase 2-MMP. Gene Ontology annotation, molecular function: zinc ion binding; metalloendopeptidase activity. The transcript is spliced from 2 exons. Gene Ontology annotation, biological process: proteolysis; collagen catabolic process; extracellular matrix organization. Lineage: Eukaryota; Viridiplantae; Streptophyta; Magnoliopsida; Caryophyllales; Amaranthaceae. The record is from RefSeq and is a predicted model, not a curated record. The coding region runs from base 34 to 1002 and encodes 322 amino acids. Gene Ontology annotation, cellular component: extracellular matrix.